AUGGAGAGGAAACUCAGAGCGGUUGUGCUGCUGGAGAUACAUUUGCUCUUCGUGUUCUUCGUGCACGGACAGUCUAGUGCAGAUAACGAGAAUGUGAUUGAUCUUGUGGAAGGACUAAACCUACCUCACCGAAAAAGUGCGAGCAGCGGCAUGAUCUACAAACUACGUAACAGAGCACCCCACCUGACACUUCCCGCUGAAUAUUCUCACUUCCUGUACUCCAACCUUCAGGGUAGCAUGGGUGUUCAUGUGGUGGGGCGCCAGGCGCCUCGAUCCACUGCCACCAUCUUUUCUCUUUCGUCUGCAUCUUCGCCUAUUCUCCAGAUCAUCUCCUCCACUGUCAAUAACACCCUGCGUGUGGACUACCAGGUUGAAGGAAGAGCGCACGACUUUGCCAGCAUUAACCUUCUGGACACAAACCCUUUUGCAAGUGAAAAGUGGGGUCAUCUGGCUGUGAGCCUGGAGCCUGACAGACUGGCAUUUUUUGUGGACUGUCAAGAAGCUGCAGUUUUUCCAAUAGAAAAUGAGAACAGGAUCAACCUAGAACUGCCUCAAGAUGUUCUCAUCACUCUUGGGAGCACAUUAGGAAAGAGACGCAGUAAAUUUAGUGGAUAUUUGAAAGCAGCAGAAAUUUCACUGAAAGCAUAUCCAAGGCGCCCAUGGAGCUGCAAUCUUACAGAUGCACAUGACCCAGAUUCCCAGACUGACUCCAGCAAACCUCACAAUGAUUUACCCAGUAAACUUCAAACAAACCACAGAUCACAGGACCAGACCAGCUAUCAUCCUCAGGAGAUCCAGAGUGAUCAGAUGCAGGGAGCUGAGCCUCCUCGAGGUGAUAAUUCUGCUUCUCAGGAACAGAAAGAUGAGAGACUGAGGACGCUGGAGAGACGGAUGGCAGAGCUGACUCGUGAGUUGGACAUCGUAAGAGAGCAGAACAACAACCUACAAAAUCGUGUAAAAUUCCUGGAGUUAUGUCUGAAGGACCAUUGCAGAGAAGGGGUCCAGUCAGAUUGUCCUUUUCACAAUGGGUCCCGCUGUACUGAAGAUCGCUGUCAGACAAGAGCAUGUAAUGAGAGAAUGUACCUGACUGUCAGAGAAGAACAUGUAAUGAGGAUAACAGGCAGUGCCCUCAACAGCCAUGCCCUCCUCAAAGCUGCCCACAGGAAAAUGUACCUGACUGUCAGACACGAACGUGUGAUGAGGAUAACAGGCAGUGUCCUCAACAGCGAUGCCCUAAUCAAGACUGCAGAGAGGAGAAUGUACCUGAUUGUCAGACAAGAACGUGUAAUGAGGAUAACAGGCAGUGCCCUCAACAGCCAUGCCCUCCUCAAAACUGCCCACAGGAAAAUGUACCUGACUGUCAGACACGAACGUGUGAUGAUAACAGGCAGUGCCCUCAACAGCCAUGCCCUAAUCAAGACUGCAGAGAGGAGAAUGAGGACAACAGUCAGUGCCCUCAACAGCCAUGCCCUCCUCAAAACUGCGCACAGGAAAAUGUACCUGGCUGAGGAUAACAGGGAGUGCCCCCCUCAAGACUGCCCACAGGGGAAUGUACCUGGAGGCUGUGCCCAGCAAAUCACAGGUUGCACCCAUUCUGGUGUAAAUUAUAACAAUGGAGACUCUUGGAGGUCGGUGGAGAGUCCUUGUGAUAUCUGCCAGUGUUUGGAUGGUUAUGUUCGCUGUGAGAGGGAGCAGUGUUACACUCCCUGUAGAAACCCUACUGCUCCUCCUCCAAAUACCUGCUGUCCAGUCUGUGAAGGCUGUGAUGUGAAUGGACAUGAAGUCCCUAAUGGAGCUGUGAUCCCUGUUGGAGACCCCUGUGAAGCGUGUAGAUGUGAGAAUGGAAAUAUGGUGUGUUCACGCGUUCGCUGUUCUGCCCCGUCUUGUCACAAUCCAGUGUAUCAUGCUGGGGAGUGUUGUCCACGAUGCGAGCAGUGUGAAUAUGAGUCCGAAGUGCAUGUGAAUGGAGAGAGGUUCACCUCAAAGAGAGACCCCUGCCUCCAGUGCUACUGUUCUGCAGGUCAAGUGUCAUGUGAACACAUGGCUGCAUUAUGUCCUACACCACAGUGUACUCAUCCAGCUAGGCACAGAGGAGAGUGUUGUGCCACAUGCAAUGAGUGUGAGUAUGAGCAGAGGGUGUAUGCUGAUGGGGAAAUGUUCAGCCCUUCUGGGGGUGGACCCUGCCUGCAGUGCAGGUGUAAGAGUGGAAAUGUAAUUUGCAACGAAGAAAAGUGCCCUCCUGUCCGCUGCUCCAAUCCGAUUAGACACCCACAUCUUUGUUGUCCAGUCUGCAAAACAUGUGAACUGGAUGGAGUGGAAUAUGAUGAGGGGUCCAACUGGCAGCCUGAGGGUCCUUGUUCCAGCUGUACCUGUGCGAAUGGAGAGGCCUUAUGCACACGCACACAGUGUGCUGCCAACAACUGUCUGCAUCCCACCAGGAUUACUGGCUCCUGUUGUUCAGUCUGUGACAGCUGCACUUAUAACCAACGUGUCUAUAGCAGUGGUCAGAGUUUCGCGACCCCUGACCAACCUUGCCACACCUGCACUUGUCUGCAUGGCACUGUUCAGUGUGAGAGACAAUCUUGUCCUCAGCUUAACUGCAGGGACUCCUACACCCCAACUGGAGAGUGCUGCCCCAGAUGUCGAGACUGCUCCUAUGAAAACCGUGUGUUUUUGAAUGGAGAUGUUUUUCCCAACCCCGUGAGUGUGUGUGAGGAGUGCACAUGUGUGAGUGGAAGGAUUGACUGCCAUCAAGCACAAUGUUCUGAGCCUCGCUGUAAUGCACCGAUGCCUGGGCAGUGCUGCCAGAACAACUGCAAUGGCUGCAGCUAUGCAGGGAAAGAAUAUUCCAAUGGACAACAAUUUCCCCAUCCUACUGACUCAUGCAGGACAUGCAGCUGCACUAAUGGAAAUGUCCAGUGUCUGAUGAAGAGGUGUCCACCACUGACCUGCUCUAACCCUUAUGCGAUACAAGGAGAGUGCUGUCCCCAGUGUCCUGCUCCUCCGUCAGACUGUGUGUAUGAACAAAGCUCCUACAGUCACUUGGAGCAUUUCAGCGACCCCAAUAACGACUGUCGAUCAUGUGCCUGCACCAACGGGACAGUUCGCUGUAAGCGAAAGCGCUGCCCGUUCGCUCACUGUUCUCACCCCAUCAAACAAGACUGCUGUCGGAGCUGCGAAGGCUGCUUAUAUGAAGAUCAGCAGCGAGUUAAUGGGGAGAUGUGGGAUAACCCAUCAGAGCCAUGUGUUGAGUGUGCUUGUCGUGACGGCUCUGUCCAGUGUCAGAGGAAACGCUGUCCUCCCUCCAACUGUAAACACCCAGUCCAGAGAGAUUGCUGCAUGUCCUGUGAUGGCUGCAUGUAUAAUGGUAGAGAAUAUCUUGACGGCACUGAGUUCCAUGAUGGCAGCGACCCCUGUGUUGUCUGUCACUGUUACGGAGGAGAUGUUGCGUGCUCCAGGAUACCCUGUGAUGAAAAGUGCAGUCACCCUUACAAACCACCAAGACAAUGCUGUGGAGAAUGUGACCGCUGUUCCUAUAAUGGCGCAGUCCUCCUCAAUGGACAGUCCAUUCCUGACCCAGGAAACCCUUGCUAUGAAUGUAUUUGCCAGAGAGGCUCGGUGCAAUGUAGGAGGAAGCAGUGUCCUGAAGCCCUUUGUCCUAAUCCAGUCGCUGAUGCUUGUGGUUGCCCCGUCUGUGGAGGUUGUCGUUUUGAAGGUCUGACUUAUGCUGAUGGACAGAUACUCCCUGAACAAGAGAAAGCGUGCGAGGACUGCAGAUGUUCAAGAGGUGAGGUAGUGUGUGAGCAAAGAAAAUGCCCUGCUGUGUCAUGCCCACAUCCAACUCUCAACAGCUGUGCAUGUGAAGUGUGUGAUGGAUGUAACUUCUAUGGACGCGACUGUUUGAGUGGGGAGCAGUUUGCACACCCUACAGACAGCUGUCAGCGCUGCUCCUGUCAGAAUGGUGGUGUGGUAUGUGAGCAGGAAUCUUGUCCAAGCAUUACCUGUGGCAAUCCAGUGACGCGUCCUGGGGAAUGCUGCCCCGUCUGUGACUGCUGUCUCUAUGAGGAUGCUGUUUAUUCUAACGGUGAAAGCUUCAGGCCCCCAUCAAACCAAUGCCAGAGCUGCACCUGUGUCGCGGGCACUGUUGAAUGUGUGUCCGACGGCUGCCAACAAGCACCCUGCGCUCAACACGUUUCCAUGUCAGAGCCGUGCUCAGUGUGUAUGCUGAAUGGACAGGAGUUCAGUGAUGGGCAGACGUGGACACUGAGUUCAAACCACUGCUCCACCUGCAUCUGUAAGGCAGGUGAGGUGCAUUGUGCAGUUCCUGAGUGUCCUAAGCUUGCUUGUGUGCAUCAGGUGACUGAUCCAGGAGCCUGCUGUCCUCGUUGUAGAGGUUGUGUUUAUGCGGGAGAGGAGCAUACAGAGGGCAGCAGCUGGUUUGCAGACUCAACUCCAUGUAUGACAUGUAUGUGCGUGGAUGGUGUGACCACCUGCUCUGAAGUACACUGUCUGUCUCCAUGUGUUAACUUCAUCAGUGUGCCUGGGGAGUGCUGCCCAAUGUGUGCUGACUGUGUAUUUGAGGGCAAAGUAUAUGGACCAGGGGACAGUUUCCAUCCAGCCAAUGACCCCUGUCAGAUCUGCACAUGUGAGGUGAUGCCGGAUGGAGAACAGCACCUGAAGUGUUACCGAAAGCAGUGUCCCAGUCUGGUUGACUGUCCUAAGAGCAACAUCUUGUUCUCUGGACUGGACUCUUGCUGUCCUGUCUGUGCACAGCCUCUCAGUAAUUGUACCACUGCACUGAUUGGUAAUGAGGUGUUGGCAACAGAUGACCCCUGUUUUACCUGCCAGUGUAAGGACCUGACAUGGACUUGCUUACACAAAGUCUGCCCACUACUCACCUGUCCUCUAAAUGAGCAGUUCACCCCUCCAGACUCAUGCUGCCCAGUGUGUAAAGAUUGUGUAAUUGAGGAUCAGAACAGGCGUGUUCUGAAUGGCACCAGCUGGAAAGACAGCAAAGAUGACUGUGUCACAUGCACCUGUUUUUUGGGCUACAUUGAGUGCAGCAUUGAAGAGUGUUUACCUGCCAUUUGUCUGGAAGGACAAAAGCAAGUGAAACUUCCUGGGAGAUGCUGCUAUGAAUGUCAAGACUCGGAGGUGUCGUGUUUGUACCAGGGGACAGUGUUUCACUCCAAUGAACACUGGGAGGUGGAUGAAUGCACCAGCUGUACGUGUUUGUCUGGAGACGUACACUGUCGCAGUGAACGCUGCCCUCCCCUCACCUGUGCAAAUGAUGAGAUGCCUGCAGUUAUCCCAGGUUUGUGUUGUCCUCAUUGCCUUCCUCGUCCAGCUACUUGCAGUGCCUUUGGCGACCCUCAUUACCGGACCUUCGAUGGCCGCAUGCUGCACUUCCAGGGAACGUGCACAUAUGUCCUGACACAGGAUUGUGAGAGUGGAGAUUUCAGUGUUCAUGCUACAAAUGAUGAUCGUGGACGUAAAGGAGUGUCCUGGACUAAAGAGGUUACUGUGUUUCUGGGUGACGUCACAGUGCAGCUACUGCAGGACUGGAUUGUGAAGGUGAAUGAUGAGGCUGUAACUUUGCCAUUUCUCAGGGAACCAUACAUCUAUAUUGAACGGCAAACCAACACAAUUUUACUCAACACUAACAUUGGUCUGAAGGUGCUGUGGAGUCCUCGUUCACAUGUAGAAGUAAGUGUGCCAGGCUCCUAUAAGGGCCACACCUGUGGUCUUUGUGGAAACUUCAACAACUACUACCAGGAUGACCUCCGGAUGCCAAAUGGACAAAUCACCCUAUCUGAGUCUGAAUUUGGAAACAGCUGGAGGGUCACAAAUGGUACCCAUUUCCGCUCCUCCUGUCGUCCUGGCGAGAAUGUUGACCCUUGUAAGGAUGCAGGCUACCAGGCCAAGAAGGGGGCCAACACUCGCUGUAAAAUCCUGAAGUCUGCCAUCUUUAAGCCCUGUCAUCCCGUGGUGCCUCCUGAACAGUGGUACGGAGCUUGUGUUUACGACCUCUGUGCUUGCGGUGCCAAUACUGAUGACUGUCUUUGUGACACGUUGGAGGCCUACGCGAGCCAGUGCAGAGCAGCAGGAGUCAUCGUGCAGUGGAGGAGCGCGUCUCUGUGUGCUGUGGGCUGCCCGGUGGAGAGGGGCUUUGUUUUUGAUGAGUGCGGUCCCCCUUGUCCUGUAACCUGCUUUAAUGUCAAUGUACCUCUGGGAGUGAUAGAAAGCCACUGUUUCAAGCCCUGUGUUCCAGGAUGUCAGUGUCCUGCUGGUCUGGUCCUACACAACAACUACUGCAUACCACGAGAAAAGUGUCCAAAGAUCAUUCAUGGCAGCUCCUCAAAUGCCACAGUUACUGAAUAAGUGGACACUCACUUAUAAUUUCACACACAUGCACUGUCACUGCAUCAGCCCCAUGUUACUGUAUACAAUGGAAACAUUUCCAGAUGAACCUCCAUGACCUGUGGACUCCACAUACUGUAUUUGUUGGUUUUUAUAAAUAUUGUAACACUGAAUAUUUAUACUACUUAAAGAUUUGUCAUUUAAUUCCAUACCUAGUUUGUUUCAAACAUUUAUAUAAAUAUUGGUCUUUAUAUUACUUAAACAGUAUUA
Messenger RNA from Pelmatolapia mariae (spotted tilapia), 6630 nucleotides. It is a transcript of the gene kcp, whose product is annotated as kielin cysteine rich BMP regulator. Gene Ontology annotation, molecular function: protein binding. The transcript has 51 exons. Gene Ontology annotation, biological process: positive regulation of BMP signaling pathway. Bases 1 to 6381 code for a protein of 2126 amino acids. The record is from RefSeq and is a predicted model, not a curated record. NCBI's taxonomy places the organism in Eukaryota, Metazoa, Chordata, Actinopteri, Cichliformes, Cichlidae. Gene Ontology annotation, cellular component: extracellular region.